AACCAAGAUCGAAGCACGCCGCAGGAUGUGGCAAUCGACGUCAGAAGCGAUCGCGGAAGAGCUGCUGCAGGAGCUUGUCGGGCGAUGGGAGACGCUCGACGUCGGGAGCGUCUUUGCGCAAGACCAGCUGGCCGCGCUCUGGCGGGUCUCGUUUCCAUCAUCGCCGCCUGAAAUGCCAUUGACGCCGCACCCGCGCUGGCUCGAGCUCGGGUUCUCGUCGCCCGAGCCAUGGCUCGACAUCCACACGACGCUGCACCUGCAUUGCAUUCUGUACGUUGCGGAGCACCAGCACAAGCUGUACAUGCAGCUCCUGCGGCGAAAUGACUUUCCCGUGAUGCAGACCCUUCUAAGGCUCCUCGAUACGCUCGUGGCGCAUAUUGAUGGCAAGGCGCCGUGCCCGUGCUGUAGCGCGCCGCGGCAAGGCGACCUCUACGACGGCCUUGAGUGCUUGUACGAGCAGCGCCAAGGCAACGAGCUCGAACUCCUCUUCACACGCAUGAUCAUCGAGUACCAGGCCUCCUCAGCGCCGUUGAGCCGCCGCCUCCGCGAAACACGGCAGCGGAUGGAGGCCCUCAUGCGACAGAGACCUGCGGUCCGCGCGCUUCUCACGACGCCAAUACAGACUUCGUGGUGCGACGUCUGCCGAGUCCUCUCGCCCUACCAGUUCUGA
Messenger RNA from Saprolegnia parasitica CBS 223.65, 670 nucleotides. RefSeq lists its product as hypothetical. The record is from RefSeq and is a predicted model, not a curated record. Bases 26 to 670 code for a protein of 214 amino acids. Lineage: Eukaryota; Oomycota; Saprolegniomycetes; Saprolegniales; Saprolegniaceae. The transcript has a single exon.